Messenger RNA from Mesorhabditis belari, 2016 nucleotides. NCBI's taxonomy places the organism in Eukaryota, Metazoa, Nematoda, Chromadorea, Rhabditida, Rhabditidae. The record is from the annotation of a GenBank genome assembly.
AUGUCUGACGAUGUAAAUGGUUUUGAAGGCAUGCGAAAGAAGAUACAAGAAAAGGCUAAAGAGCUCGACAAAAUGGAGAAAACAAUCAAAUUUCUUGAUUCUCGAAAAGCCGAAGAGUUUUGCGGCGAGCUAACAGAUGACGCGGCUUUAAGGGAGAGUUUAGUGAAGGAAAUUGAGGAGCUGGCCUUCAAACGCCUCAAAACUCAGGCAGAAAACCAUUUCUGCGAUCAAAUCGAUGCACUCUUUGAGGAGACGGAAAUGGCAAAAGAAUUUGAGUUGAUCAAGACGGGAGCCAAGACAGCUGAUGAGGUUGUUUCCAUGAAAAUUGAAGCCUUCAAAAAGGAGCAACUCGUCAUUCUCGAGAAAUAUCAAACAAAACUGAUCACCGAUCUUUACGCUAAAUUGAUCAACGACGCCGAAGAAAGGCUUCGGGAAAUUAAACGAGCACAAUGGCAAAAAGCAUUUUCAAGGGUGAUCGCAUUCCUGACCGCUGUUAUCAUUGUCAUCAAGAAUAAAUCGACACAUUUCUUCAUUGAGGCCGGGAGAAUCGGCUCAAAUGUUGGCGGGAGUGUUUGGAAAUCGACAGCCAUUCACUCGAAGAAUGCGAUCGAAACUUUCUUAUCGAUAGCUCGAAAAGGAUCGACUCAUCUCACCGAAAAAUCGCCGGCAAUCACCGAAAAACUCGGGAAAAUGCUGGAACACUGGUUUUACGGCUCGGUGUUCGUCUUUCUCGGCUUGAUGACAAUGGCUUUGCUGGAGUUCUCGUGGUUGACUUCUGGAUUGAUGAUCUGGACGCUGAUUGCGGCAAAUAUUGGCUACGUGUCUCAAAAUCAAGAAAAAAGGCUUUUCCCGGGAGGACUCGAGAUUUUAGGAGCCUCGAUUUUCGUCCCGCUUUGCCUAUUCAGUCGGCACUACACGGUGAUCGCUUUGAUCAUCAUUGUAUCGUUCCUUUUGACCGUAUCAUUGGACAAAACGCUGACACAGUCAGUAGAGGAUAUGCUCUUCAAAAAACCAACCACCACCCUCAAGAAUACGUUUUUAACGGCCACUCGCUUCACCGGAGCAUUGAUCGGCUUUCUCGCUUUGCCAUUCUUUGCUCAUCCGGCAAUUACCAUUUUAUGCUACACAUUUAUGACGUGUUGCCUAAUCCUUCUCAAGAAAGCUAUCGGGAACAAUAAAGUCAUUCAACCGAUUAUGUUCUUCGGUAUUUUGGUAUUCGGCGUCAUCAACUAUAUCCUCUUCCACUAUACAAACAAUCUACAAUUGCUUCUUUUCAUGGUGCACGCUCUCACUUCAGUAACCACACUUGAAAUUGCUGAGGGAAAUAAUGCUCUGAGACAUGUGCCCCUGAGACGUGUGUCUACACUUCGUUGGGACAAUGUAAAUCAUUGGGACAAUGGUGCUAGCGAUCAAUUCAUUCUGAAAUUCUUGGCUCUUCACGGUCUAUCGACUCUUGGAAUGUGGAAUGAGUAUGUGGCUACUUUUAUGACCGCUCUCCUCUCUAUCCUAAUCAUCGCCGGAGCUCUCGAAUUCAAAUAUGAAGCAGAGCGCCAAUUGAACAUCCACGAAGAGUUCUAUGCAAAAGGUCUUCAAACGAGAGACUCGUUAGUGUUCAUAGUGCUCCUUGGGUUGGUAAUCGGCGGAUUGUUUGGCACAUAUUCGAAUACGAUAGCAAUGGGCGUUCUCCUGCUGUACCUCUUGCUAUGCUUUGUCCUAUCAGCUUUUGCAAAUCGUCCUCCCUGGUAUUUACUGCACAUGGCUGUUGUGGCGAUCUAUUAUCACAUGGCUUUUCAGCUCUUGGACUCAAUUGAGGACUAUCUCAUUUGGAUCUUUGCCAUCGCUUCCUUGGUGAUCUUGGCAAUUUAUAUCCAACGUGUGUUUAUUGUGCCAGAAAUGAAGGCUCGUAGAAGUCCCACAAAAGAACGUCCUGAUCAGCCGUCUUAUUAUCAGAAAGCCUAUGAGUUGCUCUCGCAAUUUUUCAUUGAACAAGAAAACGAGCGAGACAGAAAGGAGAAA